Fukomys damarensis (Damara mole-rat) is the source of this 1158-nucleotide messenger RNA. It is a transcript of the gene Mien1, whose product is annotated as migration and invasion enhancer 1. Lineage: Eukaryota; Metazoa; Chordata; Mammalia; Rodentia; Bathyergidae. Gene Ontology annotation, biological process: positive regulation of filopodium assembly; negative regulation of apoptotic process. The record is from RefSeq and is a predicted model, not a curated record. Bases 49 to 396 code for a protein of 115 amino acids. The transcript has 4 exons.
GCGCCGUGCGUCACACCCGGAAGUGGCGGCCGAGCGCAGAGGGGAGCGAUGAGCGGGGGAUCCGGGGAGCUGUCCGUGGCGCCCCCUCCCGGGGAGGUGGAACCGGGCAGCGGGGUCCGCAUCGUGGUGGAGUACUGCGAGCCCUGCGGCUUCGAGGCCACCUACCUGGAGCUGGCGAGCGCCGUGAAGGAGCAGUACCCGGGCAUCGAGGUCGAGUCGCGCCUCGGGGGCACAGGGGCCUUUGAGAUCGAGAUCAACGGACAGCUGGUGUUCUCCAAGCUGGAGAACGGGGGUUUCCCUUAUGAGAAAGAUCUCAUCGAGGCCAUCCGCAGAGCCAGUAAUGGAGAACCCCUAGAAAAGAUCACCAACAGCCGCCCUCCCUGUGUGAUCCUGUGACUGCUCAAAGUUCCAGGGUCCACGCCGCGGGCUCCCCCAGCCCUGCUGGACGCUCCUCCACCUCUCCCUUCACUCAGCCCCUGGUAGCUAAGGGACCCUGGCCUCGACUUCGCCCUUCAGACACUGAAGGGAAAAGGAGCUUUGGUGGUCACUGGAGUAGGAAUGACGCUCUCCGUUGACUUUCCACAACCACCCCGUCCCUACACGCUUCCCCAGGCGCAGUGUCCACGAAAGCACUUGAAAGCACUUGCCAGAGGCCGCAGCGGAUCUAAUUCACUUCCCCUAAACCCUGGGCCGUGUUAGCUGUGGGCAAUAAAGAGGCACCCAGACACUCUGAAGAGGGGUGUGUUUCUGCAGCUUGGGGAGAGCCUGGCCUCCACACCCCCUGGCCGGUGGACAGCUCCUGCCUCUCACUUCCCCCUGCCGCAGCGGGAGGAAGUGACCCCACUCUGGGGUGGCCUUUGGAGUGAGUCCGACCAAGCAAGAGUGAUUAGCAGGCUGCAGGCUCUAAGAUCAGAGCCCUCCGUUCCCAGUCCCUGCAUCCCAAAGCCAGGAAUGGCAGGCUGGGCUUCUGGCUCAGGCUCUGGAAGGUCCCAGCCACCCGCUCUGAUGGAGCUAUGGGCAAGGUGGGCAGAAGGGCCUGGCACUGAGCUACCCCACACGGAGGCCAGGCCCAGCUGCUUUUCACGACCUGCCAAUGGAGAAAGUCGGGGUGGAGAGGGGUACCCCACUCAGCCCCUGGGCACCCCCAUUCACAGUAUA